Volvox carteri f. nagariensis is the source of this 1131-nucleotide messenger RNA. RefSeq lists its product as uncharacterized. The transcript is spliced from 6 exons. Bases 1 to 1131 code for a protein of 376 amino acids. The record is from RefSeq and is a predicted model, not a curated record. Lineage: Eukaryota; Viridiplantae; Chlorophyta; Chlorophyceae; Chlamydomonadales; Volvocaceae.
AUGACCACUUGUUGGGGUUGUGGUAUUUGUGCCGAGGCCAUGAUUCCCUGCUCACUGCUGCUGUGUCCAAGCUAUGUUAUGCAGCAGAUGAAGAGCCAAGCCGCCAGGAGGGUCACACAGGCGCCAGAGAAGCACUAUGCUCAGUGGCUGUGCAUUGUUCGGGGGAUGGAGUCCCUGGCUGCACCUGAUCUCGCCACCAGCAUGGUGCUAACGACCAACCAGCAGCUUGCAGCAUUCCACACAGCAGACCGCAAUGGGUCACAGUGUGACACCAAGGGGGGCAUCGGCUACCUCGUUGGUUUGGGGCAGAACAUCUGUAACGAUCCGGAGCUGCAGGAUCCCGCGCCCAUCAUCACUGACGACGGGGACCUCCCGGCACCGGAGGUCAGGCCUCGGGCUGCUACUGUUGCCGCUGGGCGAAAUACAGCUCGCCAGGCCUCCGGUGCUGGAGAGGCUGAUGAUGACUUUGGAGGAUUGGAUGAAGAUGAGGACAGCCCGGUGGACAUUCUGCACUUCAUGGCUCAAUAUGCGGCCUGGGAGGCGGAGCAGGAUUCACAACUAUCUCAACUGGCCCACCUCAGCUCACUGCUGCAUGUGUUCACGGGCACCAGCAGCACCACCGGGCCAGACCCCAUGUUAAUGCUGGAACAGAGUGUUGAAAUGCUCGUUCAGGACAUGGACACCUACACUGUUAUGCUGGAUCAGCUUGAAGACAUGGCGGCAGUCUGCACCGUGGAGGGUGGUGGCAUCAAGAGCGGCAACACCCUUGCAGAAGCGAUUUUGUGCCUGCUGAAUACUAGCCUUGCCACCGCCCAUCUGUGUGUGCUACUCACACAUGUGUGCGGAGGUGGCGGCAGUGCAUGCGUGGUCCAGGCUUGGAAGCGCCUGCAAGAGCUCCUGACGUGUAAUGUGCUAGGGAACAUCGUGUGCUGGGACAACAGCAGCCCUCUGGUCGUGCUGCUGGAAUAUGACAUCCUAGGCCGUGAAGUGCAGCUCGAUGCUGCGAGCAGUGCACUGACAGUCGGCAAGGUCUCACACCUGACGCUGCUCCUGCCCCGCCUGAGUGCAAGAUAUGGCAAGAGGUUCAUGACCGGUUGGUACAUGGGUUGGUCACGGGAGGUUUACACCUAG